Messenger RNA from Tachyglossus aculeatus (Australian echidna), 2440 nucleotides. RefSeq names its product ankyrin repeat and SOCS box containing 13 (gene ASB13). The transcript has 6 exons. The record is from RefSeq and is a predicted model, not a curated record. Gene Ontology annotation, molecular function: protein binding. The coding region runs from base 22 to 858 and encodes 278 amino acids. NCBI's taxonomy places the organism in Eukaryota, Metazoa, Chordata, Mammalia, Monotremata, Tachyglossidae. Gene Ontology annotation, biological process: positive regulation of protein catabolic process; intracellular signal transduction; protein ubiquitination.
CAGACCCAAGGAGCCCCACAGAUGGAAACGCAGGCCUCGGACGGCUCCUUCUUGGGCCAAGUCGGCUUCUGGGUGGACAGGACGCCCGUCCACGAGGCAGCCCAGCAGGGCCAAACCUUGCAGCUGCAGCGUCUGAUAGAGGACGGGGCUUGCGUGAACCUGGUCACUGUGGACUCCAUCACGCCUCUGCACGAGGCCAGCCUGCGGGGCCAGACCCAGUGUGUGAAGCUGCUGCUCGCAGCCGGAGCUCAGGUGGACGCCCGGAACAUCGACGGCAGCACCCCGCUCUGCGACGCCUGUGCCUCGGGCAGCAUCGAGUGUGUGAAGGUGCUGCUGGCUCACGGGGCCAAGGUCAACCCGCCCCUGUACACCGCCUCCCCGCUGCAUGAGGCCUGCAUGAGCGGAAGUUCGGAGUGUGUGAGGCUCCUCAUAGACGUCGGUGCCAACCUGGAAGCCCACGACUGCCACUUUGGGACCCCCCUGCACGUGGCCUGUGCCCGGGAGCACCUGGACUGCGUGAAGGUGUUGCUCAAAGCAGGGGCUAAUGUGAACGCGGCAAAACUGCAUGAGACGGCCCUGCACCACGCAGCCAAGGUGAAGAACGUGGAUUUGAUUGAGAUGCUCAUCGAGUUCGGAGGCAACAUCUAUGCCAGGGACAACCGAGGGAAGAAGCCUUCCGACUAUACCUGGAGCAGCAGCCCGCCCGCAAAAUGCUUCGAGCACUAUGAGAAGACACCCCUGAGCCUGGCGCAGCUCUGCAGAGUCAGCCUGAGGAGAGCCACAGGCGUUCGCGGGCUGGACAAGAUCACCAAGCUGAACAUCCCCCCGAGGCUCAUCCACUACCUCUCAUACGACUGAGCCAGGGAGGAGAGGGCAAGGGGGCAAGGUCGGCAGCACCCGCCCUACAUCUGCUUUCUCCUUCCCGGCCCCCAGGCUCAGGCAGGACGGUGACUCUGGUGCACGCGUGGCAUAACUGUGGGACAAAGGACCACGCUCCCAUCCCUCUGCCCUCUGAUCAGGGAAAUAAUUUCCAAGGCAAUAAGAAGGUAUGAACUCUUAGCUCCCAAGCUCAGGUCUGGUUAGCCAGUGCUAUUUAUCGGGAGAAGCUUUGAGACCCUUGCCCGGUCCAGACCCUGCAGGUGCAAAGGGGAGUCGCUCUUCUGGGCCAGGCCUGGCUCCCUUAGGGUCCUUUACUGAAGAGACUUUCGGUCCAGAAGAGCGGGACUCGGGGUGGGCAGACAGGGCCCGUGGAGCCCUCAGGACCCUCUUUUUGGCCCCAGAGAGAGCUCAGAGAGACCAGGCUGCAGCCUGCGCCAUUCCUUCUGCACCAACUCCGCCUAUUGUUUGGGCCUUCUCACCUGCUGGGGGCUAGGGCUGGGGCCAAAGGCAAGGAUGGCAACGGGUUUGGAGGUUUGGCCAUUUUUUGGCUUCCAACAGCCCUCUGGGUUUCCUCAUGUGUCAGCCUAGGGGACACUUGCAGGCAGGGUCCGCCUGGGCCAAACUGGUGGCCAGUGUUCUAUGGAAGGACAGCUGGCUAUUCAGGCUUCCCUGAGGGCGGUCUGUUGUCCUCAGGUAUUGUUUACCAGGAGAGUCCUUCAUCAGGCCUCUAGUUCAGGGUUGGAAAUCCUCAGCACACAAGCCAGAAAGCACUGACUGACACUGUACCCUCUGGCCACAGCUGGAGACAUUGGAGCCCCACUGUCUGCCCCCGCCUCAGGUGGCAGGGGAGUCAGGGACAACAACGGCAAGGCUUUCUGGACCUGCGGCCACGGCCCCCUGUACCCAGAAGCAUCAAGGAAGGCUGUAGGUCCGUCUGGGAACCUGGGGGUCCCCUUCUAGGGCCGAACAUACCGGUUCUCGUGAGUCACCUAGCAGAGAGCUAGGAAUAAGACUGAAUCGUGCUUGAAGUAUUCUUGUAAAAAUGUGAAGGUAGGGAUGCAUUUUACCAUUUUAAAGCCUGAGUAGCCCUUAGCACUUUUAAACUUAAAUUGCAUUUUGGGCUGCUCUCUAGAGCUCUUGGACUUACUGACUCGUCAGUCAGGACUUUCGAGCUAGUAGUGUCUCUGAGAAGAGCCUCACUAAACUCCCCCAGCAGAGGCUGCUGGUGACCACUCAGUGGAAUCAGAGCUGGCCGUCCGCCGGAAAGUGGCUGCGCCGUCCUUCGACCAGGACGAAGAGUGUUUCUGCUCCAAGAGCGUCUGAAUACGAGCUCUGAAUUGUAAGUGAGGAAAAAAACCCAAAACACUAAAACUGGUAUGCUAAGCCACCUGUGCCGGCUUCUCUGGGAUUGAGAUUUAAAUAAUAAUAAUAAUAAAAAAAACGGUGGUGGGGUGUGGAGGGGUGCCCAGGGAGAGGCUUACCUGAUAGAGGUCCCCACAUUAUAGAGGAAUUGAGAUUGGAACAACCAGGAGCUUCAGUAGAAAGAGUACAGGCUUUGGAG